AUGUCACACAUCGACCGCGGACAUUCACAUGCGACUACACCCAAUGCAAAGGAUGGCAAGACUGCUACAGCUGGAGCUGACGGCAGUAAUGUCGGGGUCGAGGCUCCAAAGCCCCCAAAGGCUGGUCUCUUGAGGAAGAUACAGAUGAAGCUCAAUCUGGACCUCCCGACUCUACUGCUGAUGCUCAAAGGUGCUCUGCCCCCAGCGAUUGCUUUGGCUGCCUACCAGAGCGACCGCUGGGCAAAGACAUAUUCAACUUUGGGAUACCUGAUCGCAAUAACGUCGUUCUUAUCACUGCCAAUUCUGCCAAGGGCGAAGUUCAUCCAGUCUAUGAUCCUUUCGUGCAUCACAAUAUGCUUUGCUGCAGCGGCGGCGCUGCUUACGAUACGAUGCGCCGUGGCCGCACACCAACCCAUCCUCCUGACUCCCGCGUCAACAACGACAGGCUCAUCUGGCAGCAAACAAACCCUGGUGUAUAGCGGCGCAGCUAAUGUGACCGCAUGCGCCUUCUUAUUUUUCUGGCUGUACUUUGCAAACACCGUUCGAGCAGCCCGCCCGCAGCUUUUCAUCGUCUCGAUACAGUUCACAAUCUUUACGGUGGUCUCCCACACAUAUGCAUCCACUUUCCCAACGAUGGAAGCGGGGAUGAAUUUCGUGGAUAGACUGUUGAAGGUCUUUCUCACAGGUUACGCAUUGGCUACAGGUGUCUCGUUGUGUAUCAUCCCCAUAUCUUCAAGGAAAAUCGCUCAGAAGCAGGCCGCCGGCCUGCUCAAUAUCAUGAAAGCUUCAUUGUCGAUCCACAUCGCAUAUCUACAUGGCAUUACUACGUCUCAGGCAGGUAGCCCGGGAGUUUUAGACGAGAAAGGAAACCCCUUACCGCUGGACCGCAACCCAGAAGCACGAGUGUCGAUGAGAGCGGCCGAAGAAGCGGCUCAGGAAUUGAAAGUGACGAUUCAGAAAGCGUCUCAAUUGUUUGGCCAGUUGAAACUGGAGAUUGGUUUUGCUAAGAAGGAAAUCGGAUGGGGCAAACUACAACCAGAAGAUUUCCGCCAAAUCUGGGAACGGCUAAAGCACAUUCUGCUUCCAGUCGCAGGCCUGUCCACGUUUAUCGACAUCUUGCAGUCCGUCAAGAGACACAAAGCUGAAAGAGAGAACUUGAUCUCUGAUCUGGACGCAGUCGAAGCCAUCCGGAAGCUCGAGGCCGAGGAAUGGCACGAAGUAAUCGUCAUGUCUCGUGUCCCAUUUCUGAAAAUGAAGGCAACUCUCGUCGAUGGCUUGACCCACGUUGCUUAUGUCCUUGAGUUGGUGCCGCAGCCAAAGGCAGCCAAGAAGGAUAUUGAGAAAUCUGCAGACUCAGCCCCAAGCCCUGGCCAACCAGCAUUUGCACAGUACUUGACGGAUCAAAUAGCGAUCUUUCAAGACCACCGUCGGGAGACCAUGCGGACGUGGUGCGAAAGAAAAGGCAUCGAAGUGCCAACGAAGUUCUGGGAAGAUACGUCUGCGCAGUACAAAUUCAGCGAUGCAGCCUCUAUUCACGAAACGGUUCGACAAAAGCAGAACCAUCAGCAGCUGUAUCUCAUCCUUUACCUCGAGUACCUGCUUUUGGCUGUCUGCCAAUCAAUCCUGGAUUUUGUACUUUUUGCCGACUCGAAAGUACAAGAUGGCACGAUGAGCAAGAACAGGCUGAUAUUCCCCGGCUGGAGACGCCUCCACAAAUUAAUGCAGAACGCCUUCAAGCAAAAGGACGCGAGUGAAGGUCUUCAAGAUGGACCAGCCUCGGGUAUCUACAUCUGGAUGGGCGGUGCUCUACAAAAGCACAAAGACCCCGAGCAUCUACCACCAACGAAUCUCUAUCAGAGAGUAACCAACAAGCUGAGAGCGAUACCCAAGUUCCUGGCCUCUGAUGCCUCCCACUUCGGCUUCCGAGCAGCAACCGCCAGCAUCAGCAUUGCAAUAAUCGGCUAUCUACGGCAGACACACUCCUUCUAUCUGGCUCAGCGUGGUAUCUGGGCAGUUAUCAUGGUAGCUAUUAGCAUGGGAGCUCAUGCUGGGGCCGGCGUCCAAGGGUUCGUCCUGCGAAUACUCGGCACUGCAAUCGCAGCGGUCGUCUCAAUCACAAUCUGGUACAUCGGUGACCAAAAACCAGCGGCAAUCAUCCCGCUAAUCUAUCUCGUCUUCGUGUGUGGGAUCUAUGUCAUCCUCAAGCACCCCAAACACCUCAUCACGGCAGUCAUCUCCAUGGUGACGACCAUCCUGAUUGUUGGCUAUGAACUUCAGGACAAGAAAGUCGGCACUCAAAUCCUCACCAGCAACGGCCAGGUAUACUACCACAUCUACAUCCUCGCGCCAUACCGACUUGCCACCGUCAUCAUAGGCCUAGGGGUUGCCUUCUUCUGGACGUAUUUUCCCUACCCGAUCACCACGCACGCCACCCUGCGCAAAGAUCUAGGCAACACACUCUAUCUCAUGGCAAACUACUACUCGUGCACGCACUCUACGGUCGAAACCCGACUACGCACAACUCCCUGUCUGGCCAAGGACAAGCGCGCCGACCCCAUGCGUCCCCUGGACAAAGCCCGCCAGCGCGUCUUCGACAAACUCCUCGUCAUGCUCAAUCGCCUGCGCGAACACAGCACCUUCCUCAAAUACGAGCCCCCAUUCGGCGGGAAAUUCCCCAAGCAGACCUACGACGAGUUGAUCGUCCACAUGCAAUCCCUCUUCAACUACAUGGCUCUAACGGCGUACUCGUCGCACACGUUCCAAUCCUCCUCCUCCGCCCGGGAAUCCGACUGGCUCAAGGACUUCCGCCGCAUCACCGCACGCUCGCGCCUCACCUCCCCCGAACUCACCAGCACGCUGUGCCUCGUGAGCGCGAGCGUCACGAACUCGCAGCCCCUACCCCCCUACAUCACGGUCCCGCACCCGAUCGAUAUCGCCGACCAGCUCGCAGCCAUCGAUCCCGGGAUCCUCAGCAUCACGCACAUCAAAGAACCCUGCUACGCGGCGUUUGCGGUGCUGGAGAUUGCGAGCAUCCUGAUCAUGCAGGAGAUGACGGCCGUACUGAGUAAAGUGCGGGAUCUGGUCGGCGAGGUCGACUUCAGUGUCCAUUUCGGUGGUGGGCCCCAAAGCGGGAGUACCUUGAGAGGCACGUUAAGCGAUAGUGAUCUUGAUAUGAGAGGCGAGAGAAAUCCACGGCAUUCGCCUUCGCAUCCACGUCCACACCCACAACCGCAUCCAGCUUUGCACACGCGUGAAAGUGGAGGGAACGACACCGAGGGUAGCAAGGGUAAGGUCGAUUGA
This is a messenger RNA of Cladophialophora yegresii CBS 114405, 3300 nucleotides long. RefSeq lists its product as uncharacterized. NCBI's taxonomy places the organism in Eukaryota, Fungi, Ascomycota, Eurotiomycetes, Chaetothyriales, Herpotrichiellaceae. The record is from RefSeq and is a predicted model, not a curated record. Bases 1 to 3300 code for a protein of 1099 amino acids. The transcript has 3 exons.